Cannabis sativa is the source of this 1704-nucleotide messenger RNA. RefSeq names its product ferredoxin--NADP reductase, root isozyme, chloroplastic. The transcript is spliced from 5 exons. Gene Ontology annotation, molecular function: oxidoreductase activity. The coding region runs from base 311 to 1450 and encodes 379 amino acids. The record is from RefSeq and is a predicted model, not a curated record. NCBI's taxonomy places the organism in Eukaryota, Viridiplantae, Streptophyta, Magnoliopsida, Rosales, Cannabaceae.
UAAUAAUAAUAAAGAAAUUGCAAGUUACUACUCAAGCAGAGAACAACAAUAAUAAUAAUAAAGAAAGUCAAUCAAAGUGAGAGAGAGAGAGAGAGAGAGAGAGAGAUGGCGCCGUAGUUACAGUAAAGAGCAAACCGAAGGAACCAACCAAACACAAGCCUAAACCUGUCCUUUGAUAGUCUCCAAAGGAUCAUCACUCUCUUCAACACACCUAAUCAGCUACUCCUCUCCUUCCCUAUAACUAUAUUAACACCCUUCACUCUCUUCAACCUUCCCCAAAUAUCUUUCUCUUUCUCUAGAUUUCUCCGCCAUGGCUCACUCCAUUUCCACCCUCUCUCAGGUUUCUGUGACUGUUCCCGUUGGAAGUGAUUGCUCCCUUAAGCGAUCUGUGUUUAAGACCAAUACUCUAAACUUUCCUGAUAAAUCUUUGGCACCUACAUUAUCUUUGAACUUCAAGACAAAGAAUGGGGUGUCAAGAGAUCGAAAAGUACUGUGUAUGUCUGUGCAACAAGCAUCCGCGCCUAAGGUCGCUGUUUCGCCUUUACACCUUGAAGAUGCCAAAGAGCCCCCGUUGAAUUUACACAAGCCUAAGGAACCUUACACAGCAACCAUUGUUUCUGUUGAGAGGAUAGUGGGCCCAAAAGCACCUGGAGAGACUUGCCAUGUCGUGAUUGAUCAUGGCGGCAAUGUACCUUACUGGGAAGGACAAAGUUAUGGAAUAAUUCCCCCGGGCGAAAACCCAAAGAAACCUGGAAUGCCUCAGAAUGUUCGUCUUUAUUCUAUAGCAUCGACUAGGUAUGGGGAUUUCUUUGAUGGUAAGACUGCUAGCUUGUGUGUGCGUCGUGCUGUUUACUAUGAUCCUGAAACAGGGAAAGAGGAUCCUUCCAAGAAUGGGGUGUGCAGUAACUACUUGUGCAAUUCGAAGCCUGGAGAUAAAGUUAAAGUUACAGGCCCCUCUGGCAAGAUAAUGCUUUUGCCUGAAGAUAACCCAAAUGCCACUCACAUAAUGAUCGCUACUGGAACUGGUGUUGCACCAUACAGAGGCUAUCUACGUCGUAUGUUCAUGGAAUCUGUUCCAACUUUCAAGUUCGGUGGCCUUGCUUGGUUAUUCCUCGGGGUUGCCAACAAUGACAGUCUACUUUAUGAUGAAGAGUUCACCAAAUAUCUCAAGGACUACCCUGAUAACUUCCGGUAUGACAAAGCACUUAGCCGAGAACAUAAGAACAAGAACGGUGGAAAGAUGUACGUCCAAGAUAAGAUUGAAGAAUACAGUGACGAAAUCUUUAAACUCUUGGACAAUGGAGCUCACAUUUACUUCUGUGGACUCAAAGGGAUGAUGCCUGGAAUCCAAGAAACCCUCAAGAGGGUUGCUGAGCAGAGAGGGGAGAGUUGGGAUGAGAAACUUUCACAGCUCAAAAAGAACAAGCAUUGGCAUGUCGAAGUCUAUUGAUACUACAUAUAUUUGUUGACCACAUUAAGCAUCUCCAUUGCUAUCUAGGCUUACCCAGAUAAUGUUCUUUCAUCUCAUCCCCCUUCUGAUGAGAUUCAAGGAGUAGUUUGAGUAGUAGUACUGUUGUCAUUCAUCUGUAUUAAUUGUUGAAUAAUAUGAGAGAAGAAGGAUUUCUCGGGGGAUGAAACAAAUUGAGAAACUAUUUUGAAUUGGCCAUUUAUGAGUAUUAAUUAAUAUAAUAUGCUUGUACUGCA